This is a messenger RNA of Asterias rubens (European starfish), 3561 nucleotides long. Its product is annotated as zinc finger protein OZF-like. The transcript has 5 exons. Bases 588 to 1958 code for a protein of 456 amino acids. The record is from RefSeq and is a predicted model, not a curated record. Gene Ontology annotation, cellular component: nucleus. NCBI's taxonomy places the organism in Eukaryota, Metazoa, Echinodermata, Asteroidea, Forcipulatida, Asteriidae.
UGUGACGCCGGUAUGGUAUUCGAGUGCAAGUCAUAGUGAUGACAACUUUUCCCUCCUUCUCCAAAAAACAAACACUGACUGAAGCACCAGAGAGUCCAGACUGGAGAGAAAACAUUUGUAUGUGGUAUUUGCGGUAAGCCUUCUCACAAAACUGUCCCCGGACACACAUGUACCAUCAUAGUGCCUACUGACCCAAAUCACCUGACGUCAUCAUCAGAAAAUCUUCGGAACCGCUACACUGGUUGGCAAAGUAACUGUGCGUUAUUCAGUGAAGUUUGCAGUUUAGGCAACGCAGCGUACUAAUGACCACCAAAAUUGUGAGCGUGGCACAGUCGCCGCUCGUCACGUGCGUGCAAGGGGUCAGUCAAUACGGGAGAGAAACCAUUCCCUUGUGACAUUUUAAAGGUUAUUUCUUUUCGCUGUGAAAACACCUCCAUGUAGACAAACAAUCAGCAUUCAUGCUACAGAGGGAAAAAACAUUAAUGAGGGGCUGCAAAAAUAUGUGCCAGUGUACAUGUUGAACAGAAGUAGUGUGCUUCUUAUAACAAUUUUAAAACAGGCCUGAGUUAUUGUUAUUCAAAUAAGUUAUGAAUUCUCAAAAGGAGACAAUUACUUGCAACUUGUGUGGAGCAAACUAUUCAGAAAUAGGCGAGCUGGAAAAACAUAAAACAAUCCACUCUGCGAAACCUUUAGAAGAAUUUAUCUGUUUCAUUUGUAAUGAAUAUUUCUCUGAUGAUCUUGUAUUGAGAGAGCACCAAAUAGUCCACACUAAAAAGAAAGUCUUUGUUUGUGAAGUUUGUGGAAAGGACUUCAAAUGUAAAAAAAGUUACAACAGACAUCAGCGAGUCCACACGGGAGAGAAACCAUUCGUUUGUCACAUCUGUGGGAAAGCGUUUUCACAUAAGCACAGCCUGACUGGCCAUCACCGUGUACACACUGGAGAGAAACCACUCCGUUGUCACAUCUGUGGAAAAGCCUUCUCACAAAGAUGCGACUUGACAGUCCAUCUGCGUAUCCACACUGGCGAGAAACCGUUUGCUUGUGAGAUAUGUAAGAGAACCUUUUCAAAAAAAGCUUCACUGACAAACCAUCAGCGUGUCCACACUGGAGAGAGACCAUUUGUUUGUGACACUUGUGGAAAAGCCUUCUCACAAAAAUAUGACGUGAAAGUCCAUCAGAGUGUGCACACUGAAGAGAAACCAUUUGUUUGCGAUAUUUGUGGAAAAGCUUUAAAAUGUAAAAAAAGUUUCAAUAAACAUCAGCAAAUGCACGCUGGCACUGGAGAGAAACUAUUUUUCUGUGGCACAUGCGAAAAAACAUUUUCACAGAGACAUUGCCUGACAUAUCAUCAGCGUGUUCACAGUGGAGAGAAACCCUAUGUCUGUGAUGCUUGUGGAAAAGCCUUCUCACAAAUAAGUACUUUGACACAGCAUGAGCGUCUCCACACUGGAGAGAAACCAUUCAUUUGUGACACGUGUGGAAAAGCCUUUUCACAAAAACAACAUCUUACAUUCCAUCAGCAUAUCCACACGGGAAAAAAACCAUUUGUGUGCGAUGUUUGUGGAAAAGCGUUUUCACAUAAAAACUCUCUGAAAUCUCAUCAGCACGUUCACACUGGAGAGAAACCGCUUAGGUGUGAGAUUUGUGGAAAAGCAUUCUCACACAGACAAGGCCUGACUGUCCAUUGGCGUGUUCACACUGGAGAGAAACCAUUCAACUGUGAUGUUUGUGCAAAAGCCUUCUCACAAAAACAUCACCUCACCAUUCAUCAGCGUAUCCACACUGGAGAGAAAUCAUUCGUUUGUGACGAAUGUGGAAAAGCCUUCUCAAAGAAGCACAGCCUAACGGUUCAUCAACGUUUACACACUGGAGAAAAACCAUUCGUUUGUGAUAUUUGUGGCAAAGGAUUUUCUCAAAAAGUCGGUUUAAGUAGUCACCAGAGGUCGCAUUCUGGAUAGAAACCAUUUGUUUGUGCCGUUUGUGAGAGAGGAUUCUUAAGAAAAGAAUACUUGAUCGCACAUCACUGCGCUACACUGGAGAGAAACCAUUUACAAAAUGUUUUUGUGGAAAAGCCUUUGUUUGACACAAACACACCCUGACACUCUGCUAACCCUCACUAGAGAGCAACAAAACUUGUGAAACAUUUUGUUUAAUGAGUGGCAACAUCAAAGUGAUUUUCAGUCUUGAGUGACACCCUAUCAUUUUAAAAGCAAGACACUUUUUGAAUGGGACAUAAAGACCAUGGUCUGUGGUCAAUCGUUAUUAGUAAAACCUUUGCAUGAAAUGAUGAUCCCAAUUGAGAGCUGACCCAAGAUUCUACACAGCCAGUUGCCACUACUAGGGAGUUUUCCCAAAAUCUUGGGAAACUAAUACCCAUCUUGGGAACUUCUUGGCAAAAUUCGGGCUCAUUUUUGGGUUGCAACAGCUGCAGUCUUCAGUGAGCAAAAAGAUCAUCUACGCAAAGAUCCAUCCAGAGCCUAUAUGACUUGAAAUACUUCUGAGGGAGUACGAAAAUGGACUCACCAAACCUAAACUUGUGAAAGAUUGACCAGGGGUUGCUCCAACUUUUAACAAGACCAUGGUGAGAGCAUCUACAGAUCCAUCCAGAGCAUAUCUGACUUGAAAUGCUUUGGAGGGACUAAGACAGACAGAGAGUCAUCAAAUCUAAACUUGUGAAAGAUGGACCAGAAAACCGAGACACUUUGCCUGAGUGGAUUCAUCAGAAGGGACUUUGUUAAACCCCUGGGCGCUCCUCGGUGACAUCUUCAUUGGAAAAUACUACUCCAAAUUUGAUCAAGUGAACAACCCGUGCAGGUUUUGUUGAUGCUGUCAAGGGUGUGGAAAUCUAGGCUGAGUAUAAGAAACCUGCUUUGUAAUUUGGAAAAAAAUACUGUUUGCGAGUAAGGAUUGAUUGGCAAAACAAAAAUAUAAUCAUGUGUUCAAUAUGGGUAUAUAUAUCAGAAUAAUGGAAAAGUGCUAUACUUUUUGUGAUUUUACCCUUUUUCUAAUGUAAUGGGAAACAUAACUUUAUUUUUGUAUGGCCCAUUUUUUAACACAAUAUUGGCUACAUACCCAAAUUCGUGUACCAUCGAGUUUUUGUUUGGCCCAACUGUGGAAAAAAAACGUGCUGGCCAACCACCUACCUACCUAUUUUCAGUAAAAGGAAAAUUAGCUUUUUCUUGGCCAAACGUUAAAAAAAGGGGGCAAAGAAAUGUUGCCAACCUGUGUACUUACCUUUUUUCCAGAACAUUAUUUUAUUUUUGUUUGGCCAAUUUUUAGCAUAUAAAACGAAUGUUACCAAGCUGUUACCAAAUUGAGUGUAACAUUGUUAUGUGUUUGUUUGACCCAAAUUUCAAACUAGUGUAAUGUAGGAAGUAGGUUACCACUUUGUUAGGUCCAACCAUGGUCCAACCGUGAAAAAAAAAAACAUGCUGCCCAUCCACCAUAGAACACAUACCAACCCAUUUUAAGAGGAAUGGAAAACUACUAUCUUUUUAUUUGGCCAACCUUUAAAGCCAUUGGACCCUUUCAGUUCAGAAAAAAAAAAAAAAAGUUCACAGA